AUGUGCAACUCCUGCCCCUCCUUCUCCCACUCCUGCCCCCUCCUUCUCCCACUCCUGCCCCCUCCUUCUCCCACUCCUGCCCCCUCCUUCUCCCACUCCUGCCCCUGUCUUCUCCCACUCCUGCCCCUGUCUUCUCCCACUCGUGCCCCCUCCUUCUCCCACUCCUGCCCCCUCCUUCUCCCACUCCUGCCCCCUCCUUCUCCCACUCCUGCCCCCUCCUUCUCCCACUCCUGCCCCCUCCUUCUCCCACUCCUGCCCCCUCCUUCUCCCACUCCUGCCCCCUCCUUCUCCCACUCCUGCCCCCUCCUUCUCCCACUCCUGCCCCUGUCUUCUCCCACUCUGCCCUGCCCUCUCUUCUCCCACUCGUGCCCCCUCCUUCUCCCACUCCUGCCCCCUCCUUCUCCCACUCCUGCCCCCUCCUUCUCCCACUCCUGCCCCCUCCUUCUCCCACUCCUGCCCCCUCCUUCUCCCACUCCUGCCCCCUCCUUCUCCCACUCCUGCCCCCUCCUUCUCCCACUCCUGCCCCUCCUUCUCCCACUCGUGCCCCCUCCUUCUCCCACUCCUGCCCCCUCCUUCUCCCACUCCUGCCCCUCCUUCUCCCACUCCUGCCCCUGUCUUCUCCCACUCGUGCCCCCUCCUUCUCCCACUCCUGCCCCCACCUGUGCCCCCUCCUUCUCCCACUCCUGCCCCUCCUUCUCCCACUCGUGCCCCCUCCUUCUCCCACUCCUGCCCCUCCUUCUCCCACUCGUGCCCCCUCCUUCUCCCACUCGUGCCCCCUCCUUCUCCCACUCCUGCCCCCUCCUUCUCCCACUCCUGCCCCCUCCUUCUCCCACUCCUGCCCCCUCCUUCUCCCACUCCUGCCCCUGUCUUCUCCCACUCCUGCCCCCUCCUUCUCCCACUCGUGCCCCCUCCUUCUCCCACUCCUGCCCCUGUCUUCUCCCACUCCUGCCCCCUCCUUCUCCCACUCCUGCCCCCUCCUUCUCCCACUCCUGCCCCUGUCUUCUCCCACUCCUGCCCCCUUCUUCUCCCACUCGUGCCCCCUCCUUCUCCCACUUCUGCCCCCUCCUUCUCCCACUCCUGCCCAUGUCUUCUCCCACUCCUGCCCCUCCUUCUCCCACUCGUGCCCCCUCCUUCUCCCACUCCUGCCCCCUCCUUCUCCCACUCCUGCCCCUCCUUCUCCCACUCCUGCCCCCUCCUUCUCCCACUCCUGCCCCCCCUGUCUUCUCCCACUCCUGCCCCCUUCUUCUCCCACUCGUGCCCCCUCCUUCUCCCACUUCUGCCCCCUCCUUCUCCCACUCCUGCCCAUGUCUUCUCCCACUCCUGCCCCCUCCUUCUCCCACUCCUGCCCCUGUCUUCUCCCACUCGUGCCCCCUCCUUCUCCCACUCCUGCCCCUCCUUCUCCCACUCGUGCCCCCUCCUUCUCCCACUCCUGCCCCUCCUUCUCCCACUCGUGCCCCCUCCUUCUCCCACUCCUGCCCCCUCCUUCUCCCACUCCUGCCCCUCCUUCUCCCACUCCUGCCCCCUCCUUCUCCCACUCCUGCCCCUGUCUUCUCCCACUCCUGCCCAUGUCUUUCUCCCACUCCUGCCCCCUCCUUCUCCCACUCCUGCCCCUGUCUUCUCCCACUCGUGCCCCCUCCUUCUCCCACUCCUGCCCCUCCUUCUCCCACUCCUGCCCCUCCUUCUCCCACUCGUGCCCCCUCCUUCUCCCACUCCUGCCCCUCCUUCUCCCACUCGUGCCCCUCCUUCUCCCACUCGUGCCCCUCCUUCUCCCACUCGUGCCCCUCCUUCUCCCACUCGUGCCCCUCCUUCUCCCACUCCUGCCCCUGUCUUCUCCCACUCGUGCCCCCUCCUUCUCCCACUCGUGCCCCCUCCUUCUCCCACUCCUGCCCCCUCCUUCUCCCACUCCUGCCCCUCCUUCUCCCACUCCUGCCCCUGUCUUCUCCCACUCCUGCCCCCUCCUUCUCCCACUCCUGCCCCCUCCUUCUCCCACUCCUGCCCCCUCCUUCUCCCACUCCUGCCCCCUCCUUCUCUCACUCCUGCCCCCUCCUUCUCCCACUCCUGCCCCCUCCUGCAGACUGCUUGUGUCUGCACGCAAAAUACUUUUGCGUGUCAAUAAUUGAAGCAUGA
Molecule: messenger RNA, 2127 nt
Organism: Knipowitschia caucasica
Lineage: Eukaryota; Metazoa; Chordata; Actinopteri; Gobiiformes; Gobiidae
Source: the annotation of a GenBank genome assembly